This is a messenger RNA of Trypanosoma cruzi, 913 nucleotides long. RefSeq lists its product as uncharacterized. The annotation marks the transcript as partial. The record is from RefSeq and is a predicted model, not a curated record. Lineage: Eukaryota; Euglenozoa; Kinetoplastea; Trypanosomatida; Trypanosomatidae. Gene Ontology annotation, cellular component: P-body; CCR4-NOT core complex. The transcript has a single exon. Gene Ontology annotation, biological process: nuclear-transcribed mRNA catabolic process, deadenylation-dependent decay. Gene Ontology annotation, molecular function: molecular adaptor activity.
AUGCUGUACGAGCACACCGUCGACAUUAGCAGCUCUCGCGGGGCCACCGUCCGGUACCUUAUUGCAGCAGCCACUAAGAGUACUCUGCAAACGACCCUACAGACAUUAGAAAAACUAGCCGCGCAGUCAGUUGAACUUCACCGUUUUGUAAUUAUGGCGGCAGUUUCAGCCAUGCGGAAAUCUCCUCAGAACGAAGAAAAGUGCGCUCUUGCCUCCAAACUUGUGAGCACCGCUCUGGAGAAGAGCAACGCCCUCACAUUGGUGGCCACCGCCCUUGAGGAGUCACCGACGCAGGUGACGAACGAAGUACUCACCAACCUUAUGGUAAAGGAUCUGAAACUCUCGCCCACGCAGCAGCUACAGUUUGCCAUGGGGCUAUUUCUUGGCAGCACAAAAGGCAAGGAGGCGGCAACGGCGUUUUUGAACACAUUUGGUGUUUCUCCAGCCACAUUGAAGGAUGACAAUGGUAGCAUGUGGGCCUUAGGCAUCUUGGCACGACAGGCGGGCGGCAUGGAGUCUCUAGACACACAGCUGUCAAGUGCAUUUAACGGCGUGACGUUGUUCCCGAACAGUGGGGUCGCCGACACGCAUGUUAGUCUCUCCAAGAUUAUAGGAGAGCUUGGGACCGCGUGUGUGGCAACCCAGGCUGACUGCCGGGAGUUACUUAGCUUUUUUCCACACGCCUUUACGGAAAGCGAUGUGGCGGAGGUGUUGGGUUUUUUUGCCUCGCAGGGAAGCGCACCUUCUGACAUCAACACAUACAAUACACUGAUGUCCUUGACCGGGAGGGAGCCGACGAAGACACAGCACAGCGCCACCAUCUCGCCGAUACCCCUCCUCGAGCUCUUGCAAGAGCGGAGCUCGACCAAGAUGGACUGGGACGCCAUCCUCCGCAUGCUUGAUAAGCCCGGGG